UUCGCAACAUGAUAUGGCCUCAAUCACUUAAUAGCUUGACUCGGCUGACUUACGAGAUGGCCAAGAAACGAGACCGCCGAGUUGCACCGGGUGCGAAUCGCCCAAAGGAACGAGGGGAACCGUCAACUCGGCCAGACCCACAUGGGGACUCGGCUUCUUCGGAUCGAAGACUCAUCAUCAUUAUCUUUGUCUUCCUCAUCGUAGCUCCUGCCAUCUCCAUCUUCGUGUACCGAAUCAAAUACGCUUCAGGUACAAACCGCACGGGUUCGUCAGUGUACCAGCGAGGCCUCGUUAAGCCUGAUGUGAAUUACCAAGAAAUCCUUGCUGAGAACACAAAGGUCUCGGAAAAUACAUCUGCGCGGCAUUAUACCUAUCCUGUGUUGGCCUACAUUACUCCAUGGAAUUCUAGGGGCUAUGAUUUAGCCAAGAGAUUUAACUCCAAGUUUACACAUUUAUCUCCAGUCUGGUAUGACCUAAAAAGUCAAGGAAGUGACUUGAUUCUUGAAGGUAGACAUAAUGCUGAUAUUGGAUGGAUAUCAGAGCUUCGAAUGGCAGGAGAUGCUAUGGUGUUACCUAGAGUUGUUCUGGAAGCGUUUCCCAAGGAUCUUCUUAGAAAGAAGAAGCAGAGGACUAGAGCUAUUAACCUCAUAGUUAAUGAGUGCAAGGAAAUGGGAUAUGAUGGGGUUGUGCUAGAAUCUUGGUCAAGGUGGGCUGCUUAUGGUAUUUUGAAUGAUCCAAGCAUGAGGAACUCAGCACUGCAGUUUAUAAAACAGCUUGGAGAUGCAAUGCAUUCUGUCAGCUCAGAGAGAGCCAAUAAGCAGCCAUUGCAGUUGGUAUAUGUUAUAGGUCCACCCCGUUCAGAGACACUCCAAGAAUAUGAUUUCGGACCCAGUGAUCUUAAGAACUUGGAUGAUGCUGUGGAUGGCUUCUCACUUAUGACAUAUGACUUCUCAGGCCCGCAAAAUCCAGGUCCUAAUGCACCUUUAAAGUGGAUUACUUCAAUAAUGGAGUUACUCCUUGGCAGCAACAGCAACAGUGUAGGAAAUCUAUCCCACAAGAUAUUUCUUGGCAUCAAUUUCUAUGGAAAUGACUUUGUUAUUUCAAGAGCAGGUGAAGGUGGUGGUGAUGGUGGUGGUGGGGGAGCUAUAACUGGAAGUAAUUAUCUAUCGUUGUUGGAGAAGCACAGACCCGUUUUGCAGUGGGAAAAGAAGAGCGAGGAACACUUGUUCUUUUACCUUGAUGACAACCAUAUCAACCAUGCCGUAUUCUAUCCUUCAUUGUUGUCUAUUUCUCUACGGCUAGAGGAAGCUCGUAAGUGGGGAUGUGGCAUCUCAAUCUGGGAAAUUGGGCAAGGUCUUGAUUACUUUUUUGAUCUUCUCUAAGUCAGCCUGAUUAAAUAGUCAUUCAGAUGAGCUCCACAUCUUUAAUUUUCACGCAGGACUUAUCUUAAUUGUAUGGUGUUGAUGUUGAACACUAUGACAAAUGCUUUUUAGCAUUAUUUUGUAAUAUAUAUUGAGACUAACAAAAGUAAAAUUUUGGUUUAAUAAGAUAGUAUCUCGACCAAUUA
Humulus lupulus (European hop) is the source of this 1567-nucleotide messenger RNA. RefSeq lists its product as uncharacterized. The transcript is spliced from 8 exons. Gene Ontology annotation, biological process: carbohydrate metabolic process. Gene Ontology annotation, cellular component: extracellular region. The coding region runs from base 9 to 1382 and encodes 457 amino acids. The record is from RefSeq and is a predicted model, not a curated record. Lineage: Eukaryota; Viridiplantae; Streptophyta; Magnoliopsida; Rosales; Cannabaceae. Gene Ontology annotation, molecular function: chitin binding; oligosaccharide binding.